Molecule: messenger RNA, 3135 nt
Organism: Dichotomopilus funicola
Lineage: Eukaryota; Fungi; Ascomycota; Sordariomycetes; Sordariales; Chaetomiaceae
Exons: 2
Coding region: 1-3135 (1044 amino acids)
Source: RefSeq, a predicted model, not a curated record
AUGUCAUUGACCGUCGCCUCCAACUUCGCCCGCCGCGGGCGCGGUUCCAAACCAAUCAACCCGGCCCUGCUCAGCUCCGCUGGGACUGGUGCCAUCCCUCAACAUUCCUGCCAGCAGAUCCGGACUUACAAGUUUGGUCGUCUGUCUUCCUACUUCGAGCCCUACGUCUACGCCCGCCAUCACUCUCGUGGGUACAAGUACUGCGAGAACUUGUACAAGACGUCGUUGGCCGAAGGCGCCAAAAACGUUGUGAAGAAGGUCGCCGGCAAUUACUGGUCUUCUGGCCGCCAACCGAGCCAGGCCGCGGGUCGCUUCAUUAACACCGAUGCCUCCCCGAAAAAGACCCCAGAUAACCCGACUGGUAUUCGCCCCGGCCGGAACAUCGAAGACGUGGAGAGAGCUCCACUUGAACACCUCCUAUUCGGUAACAAGCAAUUCCAGUCGCCUAGGGAAAACGUCAAAUCCACCCAAUCAGCCAGCGAUGUCGACUCGUCCAUCGACCCAAUCACGAACCGCAGGGUGCCCAAAGUCGGCGAGCAGACACAAACCCCAUUCUUCUCCCAUGGCCCGCCAACAGAAGCGGAACUCAAGAAGUACGACUUGGACCAUCUCUGGGCGAGUUCCGAGCAGUCACCGAUUGUCAACCACUACGGCAAGCCGGACUCGAGCUUCCAGGACACCCUUAGCUGGGAGCACAAAGAGGUUCGAUGGCACCGUAGCGACGCCAUCACCUCCGCAUCCGCUACCUCAGCCGCCGGGUAUGCCGCCCUUCGCCUCUCCAAGACAGCGCAGCGUCCAGAGCCUGCGAUUGAAGAAUACACCGACCUUGGCAAGUACGGCGCUUUCCGGGCCCACGAACCGGAUGGCAAGUACAAGGCUCAAGAGGAGACUGUGGCGAACCCUGAGGAACUCAGCAAAUAUGGCGCCGUGCGAGCGCACGAGCCUGAUGGCAAAUACAAAGACUUGCCCGAGCCUCCGGCCAACGCGGAAGAACUCAGCAAGUACGGUGCUGUUCGGGCGCAUGAGCCCGAUGGCAAGUACAAGCUAGCGUCCGACCCUCCCGCUGACCCCGAGGAGCUCAGCAAGUACAAGCCGGUCCGGAGUCACGAGCCCGACGGCAAGUACAAGGAGCAGCCGGAGACCACUGUGGACCCCGAGGAGCUCAAAAAGUACAAGCCGGUCCGCAGCCAUGAGCCUGAUGGCAAGUACAAAGAACAGCCCGAAGAGACGGUCGACCCUGAGGAACUGAAGAAGUAUGGACCCGUCCGCAGCCAUGAACCGGACGGCAAGUACAAGGCAAUGGGCGAGGCCGAAGCUCCUGUCGACCCCAAGGAGUUGAACAAGUACACCGCUUUCCGGAGCCAUGAGCCCGAUGGCAAGUACAAGCGCGAGAUGGAAUCUGCCCCGAAGAAUCAGGAUCUCGGCAAGCACCUCGCGAUGCGCACCCAUGAACCAACCAGCAUGUUUGCGGCAGCCUACACAGACGCCCCAGACGCGGCCGAGAUUGAGUUCUACAGCCAGCCCGCGGAACUGUCCAAAUACGGCGCGUUCCGCAGUCACGAACCUGAUGGCAAGUACGCGGCCGCAUAUGUGCAAGCGAAGCCCGAUCCGAAAGAACUUGCGGGAUACAAAGCGUUCCGCAGCCACGAGCCUGAUGGCAAGUAUGCUGCCGCCUACGUCGAGGAGAAGCCGGAUGCAAAGGAGCUCUCGUCGUACGCUCGCGCGUUUCGUAGCCAUGAACCCGAUGGCAAGUACGCCGCAAGCUAUGUGCAAGAGAAGCCCGACGCGAGCGAGCUCUCCAAGUAUGCUCGGGCGUUCCGCAGCCAUGAGCCCGACGGCAAGUAUGCCGCUGCCUAUGUCCAGCAGAAGCCCGCCUUGAGUGAGCUUGCUACCUACAAAGUGUUCCGCAGCCAUGAGCCGGAUGGAAAGUACGCUCCAACGAACGAACCCCCCGUUAAGCCGGCCGACACUAAGACUUCUCAAGGACCCAUUCGCAGCCCCGAGCCUGAUGGCAAAUACACCGCCGUCACCGACGAGACCCAAGACCUGGCUAACCACGAGGCCUUCACCUACGAGGACGCAGAAACCCGGCCGCUGCCUGACGAGGCACGGUCCAGCAAAACCACUGACCAUGCCCCAGAAAAGAUUGACCCUGUUGAAAAUGUUGAGACUCUUGCCGAGGAAAAGUCGGCGUUCCGCCAGCAGGUGGACGAGUUGAUGGCCCGCGCUGCAGUUGAAUCCGGUGAUGUCUCAGGCGCAAGCUCUGACGACAGCAUCAAGGCCGGCAGCAGCAGUGGCCAACCGCAGGGCGGUCUGACUGGCAACUAUGUACGGGAUUUCCCCGAGGACUUCACCAAAUCGUGGACCGCCGGGACCACCGAUGCCAACUUGGACGCAACUCUCUUGUCUUCGGAACAAAAAGAGACGUCGUCUGGUACCGUACAAUCUGCUCUUGAGCGGGUCACUGAAAUCACGUCACCGACUACCACUCCCCCCUCCUCAUCUGUUUCUUCGCCCCAAGAACCAUCCAUCUACAAAGUUCUCGCCUGGGAUCCUACCAUGCAACGCAUCGAGUCUGCCGAGACCACGUCCGUCGUCGCUGACACCAGCGCACCGCUCUCCCUUGCUGACAUUCUCCUCCGAAUUUCCCACCCAGCCAAGUUCUUUUCACACUUUGCGCCGCUCCAAGCGCAAGGUUUCGAAAUUGUGGCCGGAAGCGGGGAUGUCCUCAUUUUCCGCAAGGUGCGCGAUGCGGUGCCGGGAUCUGAGAACACAUCAGUCGAAGAUUCAGGAGCCGCGGCCGGUGCAGCAGUCAACCCAAUCGACAUGACGGGUGGUAACUACACCGUUGCGGCCAGUCGGUUUGCGAGUCCUACGGGGUUUGUGAACUAUAACCUCCCAGGGACAAGCAACACCGACGACGUGCAGGCUGCACCGGCCAGUCUGCGACAGAAUACUUCGCGGACGGAGAGUGCUUCGGCUGCUAAUGUAAAGAACAAGAAGAGCAAGAUCAGCUUCCCCAAGAAAGUGGCGAUCGGGGCGGCUGGGCUGGCGGGAAGUGCGUACUCGGUUGGAGUGGUCAGUGAGUACUUUCGCAACGGGGGUGCGGACGGGAAAGGGCCAAAGGGUUUCUAA